This is a messenger RNA of Opisthorchis viverrini, 549 nucleotides long. RefSeq lists its product as hypothetical. The transcript is spliced from 3 exons. The record is from RefSeq and is a predicted model, not a curated record. Bases 1 to 549 code for a protein of 182 amino acids. NCBI's taxonomy places the organism in Eukaryota, Metazoa, Platyhelminthes, Trematoda, Opisthorchiida, Opisthorchiidae.
AUGGCUCGGUGGUUAGAGCGAGAGUUUACUGGUCGGAAGGUCCGUGGUUCGAGCCCGACCGCUGCCACUCGACCUCCCCUGCCUAGGAUUGGACAAACUGACAGUAUCUCAGCCCUUGUGCUUCCUUCGGGUGACAUGACAGGUAGGCACCAAAAGCGUGCCACAGCUGAACAAUUUUUUCGGUGUGCUUCCGCUACAGAGAUAUUAGGUAACCUUACCUGCUGCACUAGCAGAGUACUUACAAAUUCAAAGAAUUUCGCAAAUAUUAAGGUCCGUUGUUUUUGUGAUCUAGACCGUAACAUGACUUUAUGGGGGACAAGCUAUUCGAAAGCAAUCACAAAGUAUCAAACUUUUGGCUGCUCUCAGAAUCAUCAUAUCUUUAUCUCGUUGCCAUGUCACCAGAAGGAAGAACUAGGGCAGGGAUACUCCCAGGUUGCCCAAGCCUGGACAGGAGAAGUCGAUAUGCGGUGCUCGCGUUCGAAACACGAACCUUCCGGUCAGCAAAUUCCCGGUCUAACCAUUGGGCAAUCCUGCUCCCCUAAAACAUGA